Messenger RNA from Ruditapes philippinarum (Manila clam), 4255 nucleotides. RefSeq lists its product as uncharacterized. The coding region runs from base 1192 to 2169 and encodes 325 amino acids. NCBI's taxonomy places the organism in Eukaryota, Metazoa, Mollusca, Bivalvia, Venerida, Veneridae. The record is from RefSeq and is a predicted model, not a curated record. The transcript is spliced from 2 exons.
GGUUAAGGUAUAUAUAGUGCUGGGUGAUGAUAUUUGGUUGACAGAUGUCAGUCGCAUGGUGAAUAACUUAUUGAGAGUUUUAAUGGUGGUUGUGAUGCUGAUGUAAUUUAUUUAGAUACUGAGAUUAAUAAAACUUUGAUUUCUUCUAUCCAUUUUAAUUGAUAGUGUUGGUGACGGAAGAAGAAGUGACAGUAUAGAUUAUGAAAUAGAUCAGAACAAUUUUAGUGAUAUAGAAGUAAACAUGCAUUUAAGCUUUCUUUCAAAGAAAUAUCAUAAGGUUGUUAGGGGUGGUAGACAGAACAGAGUUUCUGUCACAACAUCUACACCAGCGACAGGACAGUUCAUUGAAUAGAAAAUGCAAAUAUAAUAAUUAUGUCCGGCAUGUAGUUGUGAAUAUGUAAAACUAAUGGAAAUGGGGCGUAAACGUCUAAGGGAUGAAUAAUAUUGGAAAGUUAAGAAAACAAACGGCGUAAUAAAGGGCUAAGCUAUGUAAAUACAUAAGGUACGUUUUUAAGAAAAAGAAAUUAAGACCAGCCUGUGUUGUAAGUUGUAGGUUUUAACCCUAGAUGUUCAAAGCAACUGAGUGAAGAGGAUAGAAAAAAUGCUGCAGUCCUACUGGCAGUUAGGGUGUGUUACUUGACAAAGGUAUUUUAUCAUAAGUAAUACCAAUAAAUGUGAGAAAAGAAGAGGAAGGAAAAACUGACUUCCUGUAGGAUAUUUUCCUACAAAUAGAUUUUUCAAAUGAAGAUUCAAAUUCCCCUGUUCGUGUUUGCAAACAGUUUUUAAUACACUUCAGAUUGGCCAGUCUGUUGUAUUGACUGCUCGUUCCAAAUUACCGAUACAGGUGGUAGACAAAGAUAUUAAAGGGACAUCUGAUGGCAGCAGAAUUAGCUAAGUACCAGACAUAAAACUUAAUAUUGUCAGGGAACAUAUGAAAUCUUUUAAGGCAAUUGAUUUACAUUACUGUCGUAGAAAAUAUUAACGCCAAUAUAUUGAUUCUUCUUUAAGUCUUAAAAAAGAUGUAUGCUCUUUGUGGUAAUUUACAUGAAUUUUAAAAUAAUAAUUUCGUCGGUUUAAUUACGGAUAAUAAUUUUUAGUGACAUAUAGUCUUUUAGUUACGUUGUAUUUGCCUGUUGACCGGUAUAUUUGGUAAAUAAAUAAUACUCUUUAAUAUACAUUCGUAAAAAUAAGAUGAAAUUGUUUAUUUACAAAAAGGAUUAUUUAAGAAGCGUUUCAUUGAUAUAUGUUGUAACAUGUCUUAGUGUAAUAUAUUUAUAUUUGUUUGCAAAACUCAAAAAUAUAGAGGACAGGAAAGCAAGUGAUAAGACAUCAGCUUGGCAACCUAUUCCCGAAAAUGCGACAGUAGUUACAGCUUAUAUAGAUAUAGGUCCUUUUUCAAAAGGAUAUCUUCAUCGGAAAAGGUCGACAACAUUUUAUUUUCAAAGAGCCAAAGCGUUUAAAUUCUUGUUAAAUGCAUUAAUAGUAUACACAAAUUCAAAUUCAUUUAAAAGUCAUAUGCUUGAAUUACGUCGAGACCUCCUGUCUGUUACAAAAGUGUUCCUUAUUGAUUCAAUGUCGAUAAGGUCAUUCCAAUAUAUAAAGCAAAUUCAAGAAAUUUUUCUGCUACAUUCAUACCCAAAAUACUAUCCGCAUACAACUAAUCCUAUGUAUACAUGUGUAACCCAUGCCAAAUUCGACUUUCUUUUGAAUGCAACGACAGAAAACACAUUCAAAUCAAAAUAUUUUAUGUGGUUAGAUGUUGGAUAUUAUUCAAGUAAAACAGCUUUAAAAAUGUUUUAUUUAUCUAAACCGCCAUUAUUUAAUGAAACUAAAAUAGCGGCUGACCAAAUUGUUUCUAAUCUUACUCAAGCGCUUUUAUUAGAUCCAAACACAAUUUUUAAAAAGAAAAAGAGCAUUGUAGCGGCCGGGCUAUUAUAUGGAGAGCGAAGUCGUAUAAUCGUUUUUUCAAAACUGUAUCAACGAGGGUUUCGAUACUUUUUGUCACAAAAUUUAACUAAUUCUGAACAACAGGUCAUAUAUGCAAUCUACUGUGAUAAAGGCAACCGUAUACUAAAACCCGCAGUUGACUUACAAUAUUACAGGGCGCCAGGUGUUCCUUAUUAUCACUUCCUUGGUACUAGACUUAUGAAAGUUAGCUCACAUUCGUAAUCGAAAACAACGUUGAAAAUGGAAAUGACAUUUCAAACUUAAAAUUGGAUUUUAAACAAAGAAAAUGUGUGUCCCUACCAUAAGAUUUGUAUGGUUUGUUACGUUCUUACAAUGACCUUAACAAAAACAAAGGAGUAAAAACAAUGAAGACAAAUGCAAUAACAACAACAAACAGAUGUAAAAUGAAAUCCGAUAAAAAGUUGUCGAAUGUUAUAAAAAACACUAUAUUCAAGGUUACAUUACUGCACAUUUACAUAACGCAUUAUGUAUUCCUUUAUACCUACAAAAAUGUACAUGUAUUUUUGUUUCAUAAGAAUAAACAUUUUUUAAAAGUUUUAUCCCUUAUAAAAUAUAUUAACAAUUUAAUAAAAACAGUGAAUGUAUUCAAGCACUGAGUCAUGUCUUGUUGAACUUCGUUGUUGAAAUAAUCACGGUUGUUAUUUUUGUUGUUGUUGUUUUGUUUUGAUUUUUGUUUCCCUUAUUACAAAAGAUAUUGUUAGUAAAGAAGUUGCAAAUUCUCAAAUAAACAUUAUAUGAUUCAUAAAGAUACAGAAAGAAGAUAAUCAAUAAUCAAUCAAUUGAGGAUGUGCUAGUGUGCAUUUUCAAGUGUGUAUUUUGUAUUUUUUUAUUAAUGUAUAUUGUGUAAUUGUUUAUAGCUACACCAUAAAUCGCUGUUUUUACCUACGUUUUUACCAUUUAAACUGCUUAGUGGUACAUUUGCAUUAGAUAUUGGUCCUAUAACAUUGAUUUGUAAAGGUACAGAUAAUUAAGUUUCAGAAAAAAGGAAUUUACCUUAAAUAUAAUUCUAAGAUUAUUAUUUAUAAUAGGGCUACAUAUAUGUACUUGCUAUUUGUUUAAGUUAUAGGCUUUUUUAAUGCAGUUCCCAAAAUAUUAUCUUAAUGAUAAGAAUUGUUUUAAAAAAAUAACAAUCUAAUAGGUUGUAAAGAGAUAAGCUGUCUUACAAAAUAUCAUUGAUGGAUCCUAAUGUGUCGGUGAUAGGUGAUACAUAUACCAGGUAUAAAAAUGCAAAGGUGAUAAUUGAUUUUUUUUCUUUACUUGUAGAGUGACAAGAUAACCUACUUGUAUUUCACGACUGUUCAGCACUAGUUCUCAGAAUCUGAAUAUUAAAUAGAGAAAAAAGAAUCCCUAACGAAUGCCCAAAACGACAAAAUUAAAAAUUUUACAGGUUUGGUUUGAUUGACCCUGUUCAUGGACAGUACUGGAAAGUGCAAGUUACCGUCCAGGUUUUUGGCACCGGCUAUAGCGGGAUUCAUCAUUAAACAUGAACUGGUAACAUUUUGAAUUUUGAAACAACCGCAGAUGUCACCCAGAGCUUUUGAUGGUCAACAUUCACCAUCUAAUGAUAUUCGAAUGAUAAUAAAGUUUUGAAUAUAUUUACAUUCAUGAUUUAUUAUAUUUUGAUUGAAGAUAACGAUAUCUCAAACAAACAAUUAAUAAGCUCUAUACCUUGGGGCUUACUCUUACCAUUACCGUCAAUAUACAUACUCAAUCAAAUGGAGCCUGCAAAAUGUUGAAAUAAUCGUUUUGUGCGUUCUUUAGGGUUUCUGUUUUUAUGAAGUAAUGAUUACGACACGCUUAUAUCUCCGGCACUUUUUUUGCUAUUGAAAAUACAUGUUAAAUUAAUGAUUAAAUAUGUCCAUAUAUAAUUGUUUUGCUUUUGCUGACACCCAUAAUAAGUGUUACAUUAGAGACUAUUUAUAUCAAUUUCCUUUUCACUGUUAAAACUCAACUUGAAUCCCAGUUUUCAUCAUACAAAAUAAAACAACAAACAAAAAAACAACUUCUUAUAGAAUAAACUUUCAUUUUCAAAUAAUUAUAAUGACAGUUAUGUAAGAAAUACACGAUCUGAUUCUUUUAAUGCAAUAAUAAGUGAUAACAUCAAAUUUUCAUCGUAUAUAUCAACAAAAAAUACAUUAGCUGACAUACAUAUAUCUUGAAUUAAAGUUAAAAAAUUGUCCUAAUGAACCUUCAUGGUGUGAUAUUAAAUGUUCCAGCACUGACAUACCUGUUUUGUUGUUAAUUGAAUUGUACAUCUUAAAAUGUCCAGGACUUAUACAUUUUGUAA